AUGCCAAAGAAAAUUCAGUUGAUCGCAUUGAUCCUCUGCAUAUCAGCCUGCAGUGCUAUUAAAAUGGCAUCCUUUAAUAUUCAAGUCUUUGGGAAAACAAAGUCACAAAAAAGUGAUGUAAUGGAACUGCUUUCAUUGAUUAUACGCAAUUAUGAUCUAGUUUUCAUUCAGGAAAUACGCGACGGUAGUUCUAAAGCUUUUAAGCGCCUGCUUAUGUUUGUUAAUAACUACACAUCACCCAAUCAGAAGGUAGUGUACGCUGGGACAACAUCUCCACGCUACGGAAGGUCAAGUUCAAAAGAGCAAUAUGGAAUCAUCUUCAACCCAAAGAAAGUGAAAGUAAUAAAGGAAUCUGAAGUUAAGGUUUCCAAAAAAGAUUUCGAACGGCCUCCCUACUGCUAUUCACUCAAGACUGUCGGGAAAACGUCUCUAUCAUUUGCCGCGCUUGCUAUUCACAUUGAUCCGGACGACGUCUCAGCUGAACUGGACAAGCUCUACUCUACUGUCCCACAGUGCACGCAAGCUUCCAAUACAGCGAAUAUAAUCGUCCUCGGAGAUAUGAAUGCUGGAUGCAGCUAUUUACCAAAAAAGAAAAAGGAACAGUUGCAAUUGUUCAAAGACACCUCGUUCAAGUGGAUGAUAACCGAUGACAUGGAUACAACCGUCGCCAAAAAAGACUGUCCGUAUGAUCGCUUCAUUGUGCAAGGGAAAACGCUGCUUGAUCGAAUUGUACCGAAUUCAGCUAAACCAAUGAAAUUUGACAAAAUUUUCAAUCUCAACCAAAAGUUUGCUAAAACCGUCAGUGACCACUAUCCUAUUGAGAUGGAGAUUCGCUGA
Dibothriocephalus latus is the source of this 837-nucleotide messenger RNA. The record is from the annotation of a GenBank genome assembly. NCBI's taxonomy places the organism in Eukaryota, Metazoa, Platyhelminthes, Cestoda, Diphyllobothriidea, Diphyllobothriidae.